Lachancea fermentati is the source of this 3264-nucleotide messenger RNA. The record is from the annotation of a GenBank genome assembly. NCBI's taxonomy places the organism in Eukaryota, Fungi, Ascomycota, Saccharomycetes, Saccharomycetales, Saccharomycetaceae.
AUGGAAUCCAUUCUGGCUUCCUUGAAUGAGAAACAGCGAGAAUCGGCUGUUUUCGACCCGGCCCAAGCGCUCCAGGUGGUAGCGGGCCCCGGCACCGGCAAGACCAAGGUCCUCACUACCAGGGUUGCUUACCUGCUGCUCGAGAAAAAGAUCUUCCCAGGCAAUAUCAUCAUAACUACGUUUACCAAGAAGGCCACUCUCGAGAUGAUCGAGCGGCUCACCCGCUUGCUUGACGGCACGGGCAUCAACCCAAACGCGUUAUGGAUCGGAACCUUCCACUCCAUCUGCGCGCGUAUCCUCCGUCAACACGGUUGGAAGGUUGGUCUGCCCAAGGAUUGGCGUACUUUCUCCGACAGCGACACUGACCCCAUCGUUCAAAAACUCAUCGAAAAGAUGCCCGACCAGAUUCGCGACUACGCCCACAGUUACACCAGAAAGGCCAACCUUCUGAGGCCCAAUUCCAAGGGGAAUUGGGAAGUGCAUCCAAACUCUGUGAAGAAACUCAUCUCGUGGUUGAAAUCCCAAGCUAUCUUGGUCGACGAGUACAGGUCUCAGGACGACCACGACGCCGCCCUCCUGCAUUUCUACGAACAAUACCAAGCGGAGCUCAGCUCCCAACAUGCCCUGGAUUUUGACGACCUUCUAUUAUAUGCAUUCAAACUGCUGUCGCAGCAAAGAUGUCUCCCACAUAUCCAGCACGUUCUGGUCGACGAAUUUCAGGACACUAAUAGCAUUCAACUCGACCUCAUGUACCUUUUCGCACGAGGUAAUUCUACUCAAUCCCAAGGCAUAACGGUGGUAGGAGAUCCCGAUCAGAGUAUCUACGCGUUCAGGAAUGCCUUGGCCCGCAACUUUGAGGACAUGGUUACCAAAUGCCCCAUUCCUUGCUCCAAAAUCGUUUUGGUGGAAAACUACCGUUCUUCCCAGACUAUUCUAAAUACAAGCGAGACACUUAUCAGUCAACAGUUAACAGGUCGCGAACAUAGGCUCCCGCUUCGUGCGCAGUUUGACUGUGAGUUCCCUCCAGUGUACAUCGAGUUCCCAGCCAAGUUUCUAGAAGCCACCGCUCUGGCUCGCGAAAUUCUUUACUUACAUUGUUUGCCCGACAUGUGGAGUUUCAAAGAUUUCGCUAUUCUUGUGAGGCAUAGAAGACAAAUUAGACCCAUAGAAACUGCAUUAAUUGAACAUCGUAUACCUUACAAGAUUGUGAAAGGCCGCGCCUUUUGGCAGCUGCGAGAAAUUGAUGGAAUGAUGGAUUAUUUGAAAUGUGUUUAUUCCAAUUAUGAGAAAAACGCUAUUCUACGUGCUUUACAAUAUCCAGCGAGAGGUGUAGGUCCCGCGACCGUCACUAAAAUCGAAAGCAUCUUCGCGGAGUUUGAAUCCCCUUUUACAGCAUUGAAAAAUAUCUCUGAAAAUUCAAACAAUUACCAAUUCCCAUCCAAAAUAAUAAGUGUAAUUACAGAGUUUGUGGCACUGAUAGAAAGUUGUAGAGAUUUUUGCGCACGGGCGACAGAUUUAUCGAUACUGGGGGACGUUUUCGACCGACUUUACGAAGGUUCUGGUUUACGAUACGAAUACUUGUACCUUGACGGUAAGAAAAAAUCGGAAAUUGAUCCAAAAGCAGAACCUAAUGAGCUUAACAAAAGAAAUCUAAAUAUCAAAGUCUUACGGGAACACCUUACGAAUUUUAAGCCCAUAGACGAAGACUUGAGCCAAGUGGAAGAACCAUCUCAACACAAUGUUGUCGCUACUACUAAACUAAAAAUUAACAUCCAUGAUAUUCUUCGAGAGUUCAUCAAUUCAGUAAAUCUGUACUCCUCCGAAACUGAAAUUGACGAAGCUCAGAUGUCUGAAAAGGAACUUAAAAGAAAAAAGGAAAGAGAAAAGGCAGGAUUCGUAACCAUAUCUACUAUUCAUGGUGCAAAGGGUUUGGAGUGGCCUGUGGUAAUGAUACCAGGCUGUGUGGAAGGUGUAAUACCUUGCAUUUUUGGUGCAAAAGACGAUACAGACGACUCUGAUAGUGAUAGCGAUAUUGACGGAAGUUCUGGCGCCCCUAGUAGUCCGAAAAAGAAUAAAUCAAAGAAAAAAGACCCCUCAUUAGACGAAGAACGCAGAAUGUUUUUCGUUGCGCAGACAAGAGCCAAGUUUCUAUUGUACCUAAGCGCAACCAACUCAAAUUCUACUGAAUCCAGAUACGAUUCAUCCAUUCCUAGUCGCUUUUUAACAAAAGAAUUGAUCGGUACAAUGACGGAAGAGCAGCAGCUUUUUUCUAGCAAAAAUUCAAUAGAAAAGCUGUAUCGUCACUUAAGAAAACCACUUCCAUCUAUAAAUGGUCCAUUUUCACUGGAUGUCUUGGUCAAGGAUUAUGAACAGUUCAUCAAUGAAAGGAGAGAAAAAAUGAUUUGGAAAGGAAUCCCUGUUUUCGAUAGUGCUAGGUUAGACACUUCUGAAAAUACAAACUUAACACCAUCAAAAUUUGGUAUCACUACUGCAGCUGCACAGUUGAGGAACAACUCUCCUCAUCGCAGCCCAAUAAAGUCAUCACUGUCACGAGCUCCUUCAUUCAACAUGGAUAAUGAUUUGGGCAACGGUCGUUCAUCAAAUAGAACGGUUGCUCCUGCGUACCGGCCUUCGCGUAUAACAUCAAAUUGCAUUGCACCACCACGUAAGACAUUUGCCCCUAAGGUUUCAAGCGCAAGUCAUCCUCCUAGUCCGAAAGCCAAAUCAUUUGCACCAAAAAUAAACGAAGUUUCAUCUAAAUCUGAAGCCAAUUUAGCACCUGGUAGUGCUAAAAUGUCGCCUAGCCUAAAACAUCCAACUCAUGAUCGAAUUCCUAUACGGUUAACAAGUCCAACAAAGCCGCGAAACAAUCCGAGGCCGAGACGAAAAAUCGUUGCAGAUUCGAUACAAUUACAUGAUAUAUUAAAUGAAAGUGAUACGCAAGUUCAAACCACAAAGACGCGGCACAACAGCAAUAUCAUGAAAGAAGAAGAGGACUCUUCUUUGAUUGAUACUACCGCUGCCGAAUUAUUACACAAUCCUAGAGACUUGCAUAAUGAUAACAGACCUAUUCUCACGAACGCUAAGCUAUUAGCAGAUACGAUACGGAAACCAGGCGAAAAAAGAACAAGCACCAUUAAUAGCACUGGUAGAAAAAAAAUGAAAUCAGAGCCAUUAAGCGAAGGUUUCGACAUCAUGUCCCGUUUAUCUCAAGCGAAAAAGCGGGCAGACGAUGCAAAGGAUACUGUGAUCAUUAUAGACUAA